This is a messenger RNA of Drosophila eugracilis, 665 nucleotides long. It is a transcript of the gene mRpL14, whose product is annotated as 39S ribosomal protein L14, mitochondrial. Gene Ontology annotation, biological process: translation. The transcript has a single exon. Bases 116 to 601 code for a protein of 161 amino acids. Gene Ontology annotation, cellular component: ribosome; mitochondrion. NCBI's taxonomy places the organism in Eukaryota, Metazoa, Arthropoda, Insecta, Diptera, Drosophilidae. The record is from RefSeq and is a predicted model, not a curated record. Gene Ontology annotation, molecular function: structural constituent of ribosome.
AUAUGAUAUUUUCUGAGAUAUGGCAACCCUACAUAAAAUUGUAUAAUUUACUUUUUGUGUUUUCUUUGAUUUUGUUGAAUUAAAAAUAUUAAGAUCAAAGAAAUACAAACGGACAAUGGCUCUGCGCAUCCUGAAGACAUUGAAGCAGGUGAAUAACCCACUGGCAACGACAUUGGGUGGUCUACAAAAGCAAGAGCUGAUUCACACGACGCCGGCAUGCUGCGAAAUCCGGAAAUUGGCCCGAUUACGGGUGGUGGACAACAGUGACUUGGGCAAAAAGGCGAUGGCCGAAGGACGACCACCUAGAUGCAUCCAUGUGUACAACAAACGAGGAGUGGGCCUCAUCGGAGACAAAGUUUUGGUGGCCAUAAAAGGACAGAUGAAGAAGGGCAUCCUCGUGGGACUCAAGCAAAAUCAGAAGCCCAAACAACCCAAGUUUGAUAGUAACAAUUUGGUUCUCAUCGAUGAUAAUGGUAGUCCGUUGGGCACUCGGAUCCAUGUGCCUAUUCCCACGAUAUUGCGCACCAUCCUUAAGGAGAAAACACUGUCCAAAGGUGCUGAUUACACAAAGGUACUAGCCAUCGCCAGUAGAUAUGUUUAAGUCGUUUCAAAUCCUUGGGAACCCGCCUUUCUGUUGCUAAAUGAAUAAACUAUAUCCAACCAAA